This is a messenger RNA of Orbicella faveolata, 1336 nucleotides long. RefSeq names its product carboxy-terminal domain RNA polymerase II polypeptide A small phosphatase 1-like. Gene Ontology annotation, molecular function: RNA polymerase II CTD heptapeptide repeat phosphatase activity. The record is from RefSeq and is a predicted model, not a curated record. NCBI's taxonomy places the organism in Eukaryota, Metazoa, Cnidaria, Anthozoa, Scleractinia, Merulinidae.
AACUGUUCUUCCAGCUAAAGGCAAACUUGAGGAUUUGGACGUGAAAACAAAUGAACACUUAUUGCGACCUACACAGGGAAAGUUUGGGCUCUGUUUGAAAGGCGUUAUCAAUGGACAGCAUGUCCAUUAUAACGCAAGUUAACAAGGAAGAUGAAUCAGUGGAAGUGAGCCCGUAUACGCAAGCUAAACUACCUGGUUCGAUCUCCAAAAAGACCAAAAAUCGGAACAUAUUUUCUUCGUUUUUCUGUUGUUUUGGCGCGCAAUCGGCUGCAGCCGGUACCCCGUGUACAACUGUAACCCACACAAAUCACAACCACAACGAGAAUGAAAACUCGCUCAGCAGCGAAGAAAAAGAUUCGAAGCCCUGUAAAUAUCUCCUUCCUCCAGUCAGACAUCAGGAUAUGCACAAAAAAUGUAUAGUGAUAGAUCUUGACGAGACACUGGUCCACAGUUCCUUUAAGCCUGUUCAUAAUGCAGACUUUAUUGUUCCUGUGGAAAUCGACGGUACUAUUCACCAGGUGUAUGUGUUGAAACGACCUCAUGUUGACGAGUUUCUUCAAAGGAUGGGAGAGUUGUUUGAAUGUGUUCUUUUCACAGCUAGCUUAGCAAAGUAUGCAGACCCAGUGGCCGACUUGCUGGACAAGUAUGGAUCGUUCCGUGCCAGACUCUUCAGGGAGUCCUGUGUGUUCCAUAGGGGAAAUUAUGUCAAGGAUCUAAGUAAACUAGGAAGAGAUUUAAAGCAUGUUCUUAUUGUGGAUAAUUCACCUGCGUCAUAUAGUUUUCAUCCUGAGAAUGCAGUUCCAGUUGCAUCAUGGUUUGAUGACUUUUCUGACAUGGAACUUUUAGACUUGAUUCCCUUCCUCGAAACAUUGAAUGAAGUUGAUGAUGUCUGUGCAUUUUUGAGAAGUGCUAACAUGAACAUCCUGAAAGGCAGAUGCGAUUCACUGGAAAUCCGUAGCUGAAUGACAGUGUAAUUAAUUUUAAGGUUUUUAAACUAAAGGCUUUAAUUAAUUUACAUUUUUCUCUUUUAUAUUGAGACACUAGACAAACUGAAAGUAUUGUUAGUUAGCACUCUUAUUGAUAAUUUUUAUCGGUAUUAGUGCACAUCAUGAGGUGAGAUUUGGGUCUCCUGUGUGGUGUGCACAAUAUUUUUAAUAAGAUCCACUUACUGAGCUAACUACAACCAAUGCACAAAUAACAUUAUCACAAAACAUAUUGCUUUGUAUACAUUUUCACAGUUGAUUUUACCUUCUUCAUAAGGGAAGUAAGGAUUUUUCAAAUUAGUUUCUUUUCUUGUUAUAAAGAAAUUUUCUCUCUGUAGAAUGUUAUUAUUCAU